AAAUUAUAGCCAAGAUCUUUGACGAUGAAAAACUUUUUGCUGUCUGCCAGUCAGCUAUCGAAAUUCUGCUUAACCCUCAAGCAGGUGAGAUGCGCUCGAUGCAUUCAUAUCGCAACAAGGAAAAGUGCCGAGGAUGAUGGGAAUGAUGACCUAGGGUCAAGGGCGGACAGAAAAGGAAAGAAGAAAUCGGCAGUGGCAGCCAGUGACUUGCUUAAUGUCCUAUCGGAUCUCAGGGUCCAGAAGACUAGUGAUAAACAGAGCCUUGUGACCAGACGAAAAAAACUGUCAGCGGCUGCCAACUUCCAAAGAAUUGUCGACAGGGCCGGGAAAAGGCGAGAGGAUGGAGAAGGAAAAGAAGAAGAAGCUCAGAGUACAGAAGAAGAAAAGUUGCCAGGACUUCAAGAAAUCCAUGAAAUGACAAAGGAAGCAGUCAAGAAGGUGGCUGAGGUCUACCCAGAGAGGGCUCUAGUUGAGUCUGAACUACUAAAAGAGCUCCGGAGACACGAUGAGGCUACUGCUGCUGGAGAGAGGGGUGAUCCUGAAGGAAUCGAUUCGGUCCUCUCAGGAAUCCGCGUACAGCGACAGACCCGACAGGAGAAACGUCAGGAAGAACGAGACGGGAAGGGCCAACAAGGGAUGACUAACCAGUUUGACCUGACAUAUCCAUUAGAAGGGUCACUGCGGCCAGAGUUUGAGGACAGCGUUGAUAGGAGAAAAAUGGCUCGAGGAGAACCCUACCAGAGACAACGCAAGAGGACCCUGUUUGACCGUCAGCGUCUGAAUAUAUUUAGUCCUGUCUCAGAUACAGAAGGAUUAGAGGUGCAAGAAGAGAGGAAAACCAUCUGGGACCUGGAGCUUGAGAAACAGUUGAGGGCGCUGUCUUACUCAACGAUACACAACGGAUUCGAGGAAGCCAUGAAAUUGACAGAAGAAGGGAAACUCUGGAAGUAUCCCAUCGAUAAUGAGCAAGGGAUGGCUGAGGAGAAGAAGGUAGCUUUCCAUGAGCAUGUCUUCUUGGACCAUCUCCUGGAAGACUUCCCCCGGCGAGCCCAGGUCCUGGACUUCAUGGAACUGGUCCUGAUUGGACUCUCCAAGAACCCGUUCCUCACCGUGGCCCAGAAGCAUGACCACGUCGCCUGGUUCCGAGACUACUUCUGGCAGAAAGAGGACAUCUUUGUGAAGCUUGAGAAGGAGGAAAAAGUCAGCGCCAGUUAGUUUUAAAAACCGAAGCAGAGUGAUCUUUGAACCAAUUUUAGGCAUUAGCAGACGUGCCAACCGUUCCCUUUUUUAUAGUAUUUGUUCCUCUUUUUUGCUUUGAAUACGCCAAUACUCUUUUUGUAUGAUUUGUUACUUUUUUUUAAAUUUCUGAUCAUGGAGUAUGUAUUAUACACAGAUCGUGACACUAGCGCUGGCCCGACGGUCCCCGACCGGUAAAAAUCACUGUCGGGCCAGUACCGUGUUGCAUGAAAAGAACAAGUAAAUUCUUGCCUACGAGUACAUGUUUCAAAUGAUGAAUUAUCAAGUUUUCAAGUAGAGUCAUUUCACAUGUUUUUUCAUUGAUCUCACUACAACAGGCUGGCGAUAGUUACGUUGAGACAAAUUU
Lytechinus variegatus (green sea urchin) is the source of this 1603-nucleotide messenger RNA. Its product is annotated as 28S ribosomal protein S31, mitochondrial-like. NCBI's taxonomy places the organism in Eukaryota, Metazoa, Echinodermata, Echinoidea, Temnopleuroida, Toxopneustidae. The transcript is spliced from 8 exons. Gene Ontology annotation, cellular component: mitochondrial small ribosomal subunit. Gene Ontology annotation, molecular function: structural constituent of ribosome. The record is from RefSeq and is a predicted model, not a curated record. Bases 25 to 1215 code for a protein of 396 amino acids.